UCUUUGUAGGUCCAUUCAAGCCACUAAUCCUUGGGUUUCAUUUUGUACCAAUGGCCACAAGUUGGAGUUAUUAAUCUUCUGCAUCUUCAUCAGCUUCAUCAUCUUCUUCUUCACCUCUCUGAUCCCUUAUUCUCUGCAACUCCGGCAGAAAAUGGACAAAUUCGAGCUAAUUUUCAUACCGGCGCCGGGGAUGGGCCACAUCGCCUCCACCGUCGAAAUGGCCAACACUCUCGUCACACGAGACCGCCGUUUCUCGGCCACAAUCCUCGCCAUGAAGCUCCCCUACGACCAAAAAGUCGCCGAAUCCAUUCACUCACUUUCCACUUCUUUCGCCGACAAACCCAUCCAAUUCCUCGUCCUCCCCGAACCGCCCCUCCCACAACAUUCUAAAAACGACUUCAUUCUACUCGUCGAAAGCUACAAGCCUUUCGUCGCCGACGCCGUCGCAAAACUCGCCGACGCCUCGCCCCGCCUCGCCGGACUCGUCGUAGACAUGUUCUGCACCACCAUGAUUGAUGUGGCUAAAGAAUUUGGGAUCCCUUGUUAUGUGUUCUUCACAUGCAGCGCUGGGUUUCUUGCUUUCAGUUUUUAUCUUCAGGAGCUGUACAGUAGUAGUGGGAAUGGCAGCAAUGAGGCUGUGGAAAAGUUGUUGAAUUCUGAUGCUGAGUUGGGUUUGCCUUGUUUUGUCAACCCGGUUGUUCCUAGUAGAGUCAUUCCCAGUAUCUUUUUCGAUGAAAAUAAGGCUGUUUGGUUUCAUAAUCAUGUUCGAAGAUUUAGAUCCGAAGUCAAAGGGAUUUUGGUUAAUACAUUUGUGGAGAUGGAAUCGCGUGUGAUGGAGUCCAUGUUGAGUGGCUCAUUCUCCCAAGUCCCGCCGUUGUAUUGCGUUGGACCCAUUUUGCACUUCAAAGAAGACACUGAUGGUGUUGGAUCGGAUGUGUUGAAGUGGCUCGAUGAUCAGCCUCUGUCGUCUGUGGUGUUUGUGUGCUUUGGGACCAUGGUGAGCUUUGAUGAGAAUCAGAUGGAGGCCAUCGCGCAUGGGCUUGAGCAAAGCGGGGUUCGCUUCGUGUGGUCCAUUCGACAGCCCCCGCCCAAGGGUAAGUUUGAAGCACCGUGCAACUAUGCCGACGUCAAAGAUGUGUUGUCAGAGGGGUUUCUCGACCGAACGGCAGGUAUUGGGAGGAUUAUCGGUUGGACGACACAAGUGGAGAUAUUGGGUCAUCCAGCCAUUGGAGGAUUCGUAUCACAUUGUGGUUGGAACUCGGUGCUAGAGAGUUUGUGGCACGGUGUGCCAAUGGCGACAUGGCCAAUGCACGCCGAGCAACAAUUGAACGCCUUUGAGAUGGUGGUGGAAUUGGGAUUGGCAGUGGAGAUCACGUUAGAUUAUCGAAUGAGUUUUAGCGAAGAGAAAGCAAGAAUAGUGAGUGCAGAGGAGAUAGAGAGUGGAAUCAGAAAAUUGAUGGGAGAAGAGAGCGAUGAGAUGAGGAAGAAAGUGAGAGCAAAAAGUGAAGAAAGUAGGAGAUGCAUAGCGGAAGGUGGAUCCUCCUUCGUUUCGUUGGGUCAUUUUAUGGAUAACGUUUUGGCCAACUUGACGGGAGGAGAAGACUAAAAAAUGUAGAGUUUCAUGUGCUUAAAACUAGGUAAGUCGUUUCAUUAAUUUUGUUGUAAAGAUCCCUCGUCUAGUUUAGUCUCUACUAAAAGUAGUAGACUUUACAUAUAGCUAGUGUGUCUAAUACAUCAUCGGGUGAGGGAUUCAAUUUCAUGAUCUAUUGGUCAUAGACAUGUAUUAAUUACCGUUGAACUAAGCUCAUGUGACCAUUAGUGUGUCCAUAUUGGUAAAGAGAAAGACUACAAAAAGGAGGAUUCGGAGAUUUAGCAAAGUUUUUAAUUGUUAUAUGAACAUGAUUGGAAUAAAAGAAAUAUAUACCAGCUGUGAAUGUA
Messenger RNA from Momordica charantia (bitter melon), 1938 nucleotides. RefSeq names its product anthocyanidin 3-O-glucosyltransferase 2. The record is from RefSeq and is a predicted model, not a curated record. Lineage: Eukaryota; Viridiplantae; Streptophyta; Magnoliopsida; Cucurbitales; Cucurbitaceae. Gene Ontology annotation, molecular function: UDP-glucosyltransferase activity.